Messenger RNA from Quercus robur (English oak), 907 nucleotides. Its product is annotated as vesicle transport protein GOT1. The record is from RefSeq and is a predicted model, not a curated record. Bases 41 to 628 code for a protein of 195 amino acids. NCBI's taxonomy places the organism in Eukaryota, Viridiplantae, Streptophyta, Magnoliopsida, Fagales, Fagaceae. Gene Ontology annotation, biological process: endoplasmic reticulum to Golgi vesicle-mediated transport; retrograde transport, endosome to Golgi. The transcript is spliced from 7 exons.
UUCAAAAAGCCCUCAAAUGAGGGCCCAAAAGUAAAAUAAAAUGGGUCAAGUCCAACUUGUUGACCCAAAAACACCUUUCUUCAUUCUCGCGUUAAGAACUUUGUGUCUCGUCGAGUCAAAAACUCAAAACGCACCGUUCUUGUCUCAUUUUGCAAUCUUCCCAACUGUUGAAAGGUGCUUCCUAUUUGCUACCAUCAAAGAGACUAGUACAGUUAUCAGGAUGGUGUAUGAACUAACUGAGCAAAAAAAGAUUGGUUUGGGUCUCAUUGGUUUUGGUAUCGUUUUUACAUUUCUUGGUGUAGUUCUAUUCUUCGACAGGGGUUUACUUGCCCUUUCAAAUAUAUUUUGCUUGACUGGGGUAGCCCUUUUGCUUGGUUGGCGUUCAACGUGGAACCUUUUCACUAACAGAGCAAACUACAAGGGUUCUGCAGCUUUUCUUCUAGGGCUCUUUUUUCUUUUUGUUCGGUGGCCAAUAGUUGGUAUAAUCCUACAAAUAUAUGGUUGUAUUGCUCUCUUUGGCGGUUUUUGGCCAUCUGUCAAGGUGUUUCUCUAUCAGAUUCCAGUUUUAGGAUGGAUUAUACAGUAUCCUGUUCUGCAGCUUCUUGAUCGCCUGAGGGGCUCUAGUUGAAAACCUGUUGGGUUCUGAUGACUGCUUUUGAAGUAUGCCAAUUUAUGCUUACCUAAUACAAAUCGGCAUCUGAAGGUUUGACAGCUGACUGCAAUCCAUUGUCAGAUGUGUAAAAGCGAAGGUAUAGGCCAUGUUGGUUCCACUGAAAACGGGCUGUAUUUUGUUUUCAUUUCCUGUUUUCUAUGGGCCCCAUCACCCAAAAACUUGUUUGGGUUUGUGUUUUGUUCUCAGUAUUGAAAUGUGGAUAUGAAAACAAAAUAUGAGAACAACUUUUCUACA